AUGGAGAUACUCUACCGUAUUCGAGAUUACCUAUAUCCGCAGACCAACAUUAUACUGUUGGGUCCUCCGGGAAGCGGAAAAGGAACACAGGCCGAGAAGUUGUCCAAACGCUUCCAGGCGUGUCACUUAUCGACAGGGGAUAUGCUACGUGCCGCUGUUGCCUCGGGAUCACCAAUAGGUAUGAAGGUGAAGGAAACGCUGGCGAGCGGUCAGCUUGUGCCAGAUGAGAUCGUGUGUGAGUUGAUUGACAAACAUCUUAGCCAACCGGAAUGCCGCCGGGGAUUUCUGCUUGACGGUUUCCCUCGGACGGAAUAUCAGGCGGAAAAGUUGGAUGAACUUCUCCGGAAACGGCGACGAAAACUGAUAGCAGUAUUCGAGCUUCGCGUUAGUGAUGAAGUGCUCGAAAAGCGAAUUUGCGGACGUCUGCAUCACGAAGCCAGCGGCCGAUCCUAUCACGAGGAGUUCAAACCACCUAAAGUUGCAAUGAAAGAUGACGUGACUGGUGAGCGUCUCGUUCGUCGCCCAGACGAUUCUGUGGAAGUGCUCAGAAAGCGCCUAGCUGCGUACCACGAGGUGACUACCCCUUUGAUUGCGUUCUACAAGAAGCGCACGCUUCACACAUUUGUGGAUGCCUCGAGACCGAUUGAAGAUGUCUUCCAAGAAAUUGUUAUCCGUCUGGCCACCAUCCAUCGCUCUUGUGCUUAG
Molecule: messenger RNA, 705 nt
Organism: Echinostoma caproni
Lineage: Eukaryota; Metazoa; Platyhelminthes; Trematoda; Plagiorchiida; Echinostomatidae
Source: the annotation of a GenBank genome assembly